AGAGACCCACAGGGACCCCACAGGGACACAUAGAACCCCAUAGAGACUCAUAGAGACCUAUAGAUCCUCUAUAGGGGCCCCACAGGGACAUAUAGAUCCUUAUAGAGACCCAGUAGAUCCUCCAUUGGGACACAUAGAUCCCCAUAGAGACCCGUAGGAUCAUGGAAUGGCCUGGGUUGAAAAGGCCCACAAUGACCAUCCAGUUCCAACCCCCCUGCUAUGUGCAGGGUCGCCAACCAGCAGCCCAGGCUGCCCAGAGCCACAUCCAGCCUGGCCUUGAAUGCCUGCAGGGAUGGGGCAUCCACAGCCUCCUUGGGCAACCUGUUCAGUGCGUCACCACCCUCUGAGUGAAAAACUUCCUCCUAAUAUCCAACCUAAACCUCCCCUGCCUCAGUUUAAAACCACUCCCCCUCGUCCUGUCACCACCCACCCUAUAAACAGCCAUUCCGCCUCCGGUUUAUACGCUCCCUUCAAGUACUGGAAGUACCAUGAGGCCUCCCCGGAGCCUUCUCUUCUCUAAGCUCCUUGUUUCAGUGCAGUAACGAGGUACAGGUCGCUCAGUUCUUUAGGUUUAUUUUCAUAGAGUUGGGAGAGGCCUUCAGGAGCCGUCUCCUCCCACUGCCCCGCUCUCAGAGGGGACACACAGCUCCAGCAGGAGCCCAGAGCCCCGUCCUGCCCGCGGGGCUCCCAGCACUGAGCUUCCACCCCAUCGCUGGGCAGCCUCUGCCCGUUCUGUUUCUCCAUGGAGGCGUUGGAAAAGAGCACUGAAGGGGCACAGCACCACGAUCCUUAUGGGUCCCUUUCCCCUCGGGGUAUGCUGUGGUUCUGAGACGAGAACGCAGCGUGUGUUUGGAAGAUGAGAGCACAGCAAUUGUCCUCGUGGUCCACAGCCCAGCCCUGAGCUCAGCUCCAGGCUCAGCCCUCUCGCUGUGUCACACAGCUGAAGCCACGUCCUGGCGCUGCCCCGAGCUGUGCUGGAGGGUGGAUGCUGUGAGGUAAGGAGAAGCGCUCCUCAGGGGCGAGGAGGAUCUUGCAAUGCAUCGCAUUCUUUCCCAAUCCUUUAAAAACCUCCUGCCAGAACAAACAGAGCAGCGUGCGUUGGAGGGGUGGGGAUGUGCUGCUCUCCAUGACAAGUGGGAGUGAGGGCUGUUUAUCCCGGGGUGGGGCUCCGAGUUGCCUACAAGACGUUCCCUUCCCCAGCCCAAAGGCUGUGUGUUUGGGUUCAGGCUGGGUUCUGCGGGGCUCCGCCACCCCGUGUGGUUCUGCCUGCGGAUGGGGAGCGGCGCAGAAAUGCUCUUCCAGCCUUUCAGGUCUAAAGGUAAAUGAGAUGGUUGCUUAUUUCUUUGCCGUCGGGGUGUUAUUCUGAACGGAGCCGGGUGCUUUCUGGAGGGAUUUCGAGGCUGAAGUGUUUGUGUUGGUGUGCCUCAGAGCUGCUGUGUGUGAACACGAAGGAAGCGGGGCAGGAUUUGUGCUGCUCUGCAGUUUCACGUGAAAGGUGGAACUCGGAGAAGGCACCCAUUCCUGCUGCUGGCAUCCCAUAACGGUGCUGAAGCAUCGUUUGCUGGCCUUCUUGUGAGGAUUCCUACGUGGAAGACUCAUGCAGACUUCUUUCUGUCUGGAUGGAAAGUGCCCUAAUGUGACAGGUGCUGGGAGGGAAUCUGUGGCAGCAUCAGAGAGCUGUGGGUUUUUAUUCUUGUACCUCGAGACCAUCUUUAUCUGACCUGUGAGUUUUCUCACCGCUUCUUGCUCUUUUUUUCCGCUCCCUGUCCUGCUGAGCUGGGAGGGACCCGGCAGCCCUGCAGGCGCUCGGCUGCAGCCUUUGGGGCACGGAGAUAAGUCGGACUGGAGCAGGCUGGACGGAGCGUGCUGCUGCUCGGUGGGGGUGUCCACAGCCAUGGAGGGGCUCGGCCUGCCUUGUCUGAAGCAACUGGAGCGGGAAGCAUUGCAGGAGGGGAGCUGGGAGAGACGCGUCGAGCCCUGCGGUGGAGCAGCAAGCUGCUUUCUCUGCUUCCUCUUAGGACUGACAUCCGCUCCCCUCAGUACUGAGUGACUCUGGUGGCUGAGAACCAUCUGAGUGUGAAUGGACUGACAGCUUGCACCCGCCUCGCUGGGGGUGCAUGGCCAGCACAGACCCUGCUGAAGACUCCCAAAUGUGGAGCACCAAACCCCGCAGACACGAAGGAGCUGCUGCCCCGGGGCAGCCCUGCACAGCCCGGCUCUGUGAUGGUGAGCCUGCAUGUUUGCCUUCCAACCCACAUCCGUGGGUCGAGACCUCCGACCUGGAACAGUGCUGGAUCCGAAGGGUGGUGAAACCUCUCCGUUUUCUGUCUCUCUCUCCCCUCCUCUCUUUCCUUCUGAGUGUCUUUUACUCGUUUUCCUUCGGUAGCCGUGGCCUAAUCUCGCCUUAGAGCUGUUGAUAAGGAAGAAACAACAGCUUUCAGAAACGCCUCCCUGUUUGCAGCGUUGUUUUGCUUUGCCUGGGCAGCUUGCAGAAGAAGCAGCGCGUGGAGCCCGGCCUCAUCCCGGCGCUGUGGGCACAACAGCUGCACCUUCCUCCUCCUCCUCCUCCUCCUCCUCCUCCCCUCUGGGAUGGAUCCUGCCGGCUCCCUGCGGUGGCUUUCAGCUUCUCAGCCAUCCUGAAGCGUUCCUACUGCUGUAUACUGUCUGCCUGUCCCUGCCCGGGGAUGGAACUGCAGGCCCUGUGCCACCACGGAGGGGACUCGAGGAGCCUGGGGUGGUGCCAUCUCAAACCUCAACGCCGUGGAUGUGGACUGUGGGGGGAGAACUGAAGCUGGAAGGGGUCCGUGCUGGAAUACUGCUGCAUGGGCUGCUGUCAGGCAGGUCUCCAGGUGCAGCAGGAGGGCUGAGGUCUCAAUAAGGGACUCCUGUCUGCAGUUCCAGCAGUCGGUGCUCCCAUGAGGAGUAGGGCCCUGUUUCUGGGCGGGUUUUACUGCGCUGCGUGGCAGAAAUCUGGUGGUGGCUGAACGGAAGCACAGCCCUUGGUGUUGUCAGGGACUGCGAGAGCAGCACCUGAAUGGCUUCAGUGUCCCACCAGCAUUGCUGUGUGGGGCAGCAGAGCAGGGGAGGUGCUGGAGAAGAGAAGAGACUCCUCGAGGUCUUUGGGAAGGCUGCUUUGCUGUGAAACAGCGAAACCGAGGGAGCUGCACAGAGAUCCAGCUCUUGGGAUGGACGCAGCUACAUCCCCAGCUGUGCCAGGAAAGCUUUCCUUGGAGCUCUGGGUUUCUGGAGAGCUCGUGCUCUGGGUUGUGACCGUGUGCGGGUGCCCUCUGCUGGGUAAGCUGAAAGAUGAGCUGUUUGCAGCGCCCGGGCAGCAGGCAUUGGCACGCAUCCAGCAGGAGAGCGUUGCUGGGCUUUGUGUUGUUCUUGGAGAGUUUCGCUCCACUUGUGAAUUCCUUGAACCUUGGCAUUGCGAGCCCGCUUGUGUUGGGCCCUCCUCCUUUUCAGCUUGCUCACAUUAAGACCCAGCUGGCUCUGCAGCAAUUGACCACCAGCAGCUCCGCGCCUCCUCAUGCUCGCUUCGGCCGGGCCGUUCUGAAAAGCACCAUGUUUAGCCCCAGAGGAGCGCUGCCGCAGAGGCCCAGAGGACCCAACCCGUCCGGAGCGAAGCCCCCGGGACCCUUCCAGGGCGGAGGCGUGACGGGACCGCAGAGAGCGCCGGCACCGGGAGCGCCCCGGGGGGCAGCGCCGCGUGCGUCGGGGCAGGACAGCGUGCCAUGGACCGGCUCGCAGCGCAUCAACGUCCGCGUCACCCUGCACAGGGCCGACCCGCGGCAGGCCAAGGCCAAGAGCAACCUGCACCAGGAGCAGAAGGGAGACGUGCGUGCGGGCCGCUGGGACGGCAGCCCCUGCCCGCCCCCCCCGGUUGUCUCGCAGAAGCCCCCCGCCCGGCUCCCGGAGCAGAAGGCCGCAGCGCAGAACCGCUACACGCCGGAGAGCGCUUCCAGCAUCCUGGCGAGCUUCGGGCUGUCCAACGAAGAUCUGGAGGAGCUCAGUCGCUACCCGGAUGACCAGCUGACACCUGAGAACAUGCCGCUCAUCCUCCGGGAGAUACGGAUGCGGAAGAUGGGCCACCCUCUGCCUGGCCUGCACUCCCAGAGCCGAGGGGAAGCGAUGAGCGGGACGAGCGGCGCGGCCGUCAAGGGCAAGGUGAUCGAUUACGGGCACGCAAGCAAGUACGGGUACACCGAGGAUCCCCUGGAGGUGCGUGGUUACGGCAUGGAAGCGCUGAGGGAGGAGUCUCUGGAAGCACGGCCCUACAACCCCGAAGCGCCGAGCGCAGAGAAGAGGGAGGAGUUCCAACGAGAGCAGAGCGUGCCCAUGGGCGUCCCGCCGGCCGGCGUGGCGUGCGGCCCGGCCUUCCCACCUCAGGACGUCAUGAAGCCCCCGCCGGCUUUCCAGAGCGACCCGGCCAACCCUCCCCCAUUUUUCCCAGCAGAGCCAGCGGGGAAGGCGGGCGGGCUGUGCGCGGCGCCCGUGGGGAAGGCCGGCCCCCCGCCCGCGGUGCUGCCCGUCAUGCCGCCCAUCCUGCCGCUGGCUGUGCCGCCCAUGGUGCAGCCCGUCGUGCCGCCGCUCAUCUCGCAGCCCGUGGUGCCCAUCCUCCCCCAGCCGCCCUUCUCGGCAGAGCUGCUGGCCAUCCUGGAGCAGCGGGACAGGAUCCAGCACGAGGCCGGGAGCAGCCAGCCCAGCGCCCCCAGCUCCGGGAUGGGGCAGAAGCCCUUCCAGCCGCAGCCCGAAGGGCCCGUUAAGUCCCCCUUUGGCGUUGUGAAGGCGUCGUGGCUCCCGUCGUUCCUGCAGUCGGACUCCCAGAAGAUCAAACGGUUGCCCACCCCGUCAAUGAUGAACGACUACUAUGCCACGUCGCCGAGAAUAUUCCCACAUAUGUGUUCUCUGUGUAACGUAGAAUGCGCUCGUAUGAAGGACUGGAUCCUGCACCAGAACACCCCCUCCCACAUCGAGAGCUGCCGCCACUUACGACAACAGUACCCCGAUUGGAACCCCGAGUCUCGCUCUUCAAAGCGGAAUGCUGCAGACAGGAAGGAGAACCAGACCCCGAAGCACCGCUCCAACUCAGCCAGCCCCGGCCCCAGGCGCCCGAGGCCCGCAGGCUCCAGCUAUGCCCCCCGGCACUCCCGCUCGCGCUCCCGGAGCCCGGGCCGCUACCGGCCGUCACGGCCCCGGAGCCGAAGCCCCCGGCAGGUGCGGCGCCUGAGCCCCAGGCACUGGUCACGGUCCCCACAAAGGUCCAGGAACCCCCUGAGGGGCAGCCCGCUGGCCCAGCGGUCCUCCAGCAAUGAGUGGUCAUCGAGGAGGGCCACCCGAUCUCAAGACAGGAAGGCAGCUCUGGAGGCGGUGAUGAAGACGUUGGGACCCGGCUUUGUGGCAGAGUUCAACAAGCACAAAUCAUCCCAAACAGCCACAGCUGGGGCGUCGGGCUCGGGGAAGUCAGCACCCUCUCAUGGAGCAGCAGGAAAAGCGCCUGGGAAUGGGAAGAAAACCCCAAAAACGAGCGUUGCUCCAAAGGCUGUGAAGAAGGACGCGGUUCCUCUGCCUGCAUCCGACUCCUGUCCUCAAAGUGAUGAAUCAGCCCAGGAGAAGGAGGUGGAAGAGGAGGAGGAGGAGGAGGAGGAGGAGGAGGAGGACUCACCUGCGGGGCCCAGCAGGCCUCGUGCUGCUCCCUAUAACCGGCUGUUGAGAGAGGAACUGCUGAACUGUGGGACGGUCCUUCAGAUCUCCAACUUACCGGACGACGGCUUUUCAGACCAGGACAUCAAAAAGAUCGUGCAGCCCUUCGGCAAAGUCAGCGAUCUGAUCGUGCUCCGCUCCAGGAACAAGGCCUACUUGGAAAUGAACUACAAGGAGGCGGUGAUAGCAGCCGUCAAGUAUGGUGAAACUGCGCCAGUGCUGGUGAAUGGGAAACAGGUGAAGAUCAGCGUCGCAGAGAAGCCCAAAGCAUCUCCCAGCCAGGCCAAAACGAGUGUCAAAAAGAGGACUCGGAUCAUCAAAAGAGCGGCCCCGAGCGCCAGAAAACACCCAACUGCCAGCACCGCCGCCACCAAGACAGCGAGAACGAUGGCAGGCAAAAAGGAGAAAACCAAGAAGCCCGUGGGGACCAAAGAGGGUAAACCCAAGAUGACCUCAGACACUGCAGCCCACUCGGAAGAAAAUGACUCCAGAGACCUUCAGAGCUCACCAGAAAGUGGGAUGGGAGCUGAGGAGGGCGGGCUGCCCGAGCCCGGGAGCCCUGUGGGAGGGGACGGCGGUGUCACAGAGCCCACGAAGGCAGGAGAGGCUCAGCCCAAAGCAGCGGGCAGUGCUGUGCCAUUCCUGGAGAAUCCUGCCCAGCUGCUCCAGGCGGUGCCGAUGGGCGUGGAUGGGCAGAAGGAAGCCGUAACUGAUGGAGAGGCUUCUGCGGCGACGGUGAAGAGCGAGGAAGCAGCGGAGCUGUGCAGCAAGGAAGCCGAUGAUGUGUGUGUGGUUCUGGUUUCCAACCUUCCCGACAAAGGAUAUUCCGUGGAAGAAGUUUCCAACCUGGCAAAGCCAUUCGGAGGGCUGAGGGAUGUGUUAAUUGUGUCCUCUCAUAAGAAGGCGUACCUUGAAAUCAACAGCAGAUCCGCAGAGUCCAUGGUGAAGUUUUACACCUGCUUUCCCAUGACGCUGGAUGGCAAUCAGCUGUGCAUCGCUAUGGCUCCUCAGCACAGGAGUGUGAGAGAUGAAGAAGCGAUAUUUACUGCUCUCAUCAAAGACUCUGACCCGAAGGUGAACCCUGAGACGGUGCAGCAGCAGUUUGUGCACCUGGGGAACUUACCAGAAGAGGGCUACAGAGAAUUCGAGGUGGUUUGCGUGGGGCUGCGCUUUGGGAAGGUCGACCACUACGUCGUGCUGAAGAACAGAAACAAGGCAAUUCUGCAGCUGGAGAGUCCCAAGGCUGCCAGGUCCAUGUACUGCUUCCUGAACCAGUACUCGUACACCAUGGGGGAGCACACCCUGACCUGCACGCUGUCCCCCAGCAGGCAGCAAGCUGAUCCCGACGCCGUGAGAAAAGAGGUGAAGAAGGAGGAGGCGAGCAAAGGAAGCUGUGGCUUGAAGAGAUACCCGGAGGGAUCGGGAGGGGUGCAGUCUGCAGCUGCUCAUCCUCCGGUGGAGCCCGGCGUGGUGAAGAAGGAACCCAUCUCCAUCCCUCCUGUGAAGGACGGGCUGCCAGCAGUGAAGGCUGAGCCUUCGGAGCCCCAUUUGGAAGGAGCACGGAGGGAUUCUGCCGCAGGGCCGGCAGAACCGACCCCCAGCCGGGCAGGGGCUGAGCUCAGCCGUGCGCCCAUCGGGUCAGCGGGGGCCGAACCGCCCGCAGCAAAGCCGGAAGAGAAGCUGCUGCCUCCUCCCUGCGCGGGGAAGGAAGGGCUGAAUCCGGAGGGCUCAGCCUCGAAGCUCUGCGUGCCCGCAGUCGGAUCCGCAGCACUGAAGGGCACGGUGCUGGCAGCCGAAGGGCCGCGUGCUGCCGGAGAGCUGCCGGGAGGCGCGGCGGGCCGGGCUGACCCCGCGCCGGCCGGCACUGCCGCCCCACCGACGGCGGGGAGGACGUGGGGGGCUGCCCCCAAAGCUGUGCCCGCAGACGUGGCUUCGUCUGCUGUCCCACCCAGAAACCCGAAGGCGGAUGCUGCCCAAAAGAGCCGUGUUAAUGAUUCGGUGAAAACGGAACGUGAACAGCAGAGGGUUCCGACGGCGGAGCUGAAAGCUGAGUUUGAGGCCGGGGCUGACGGUGGGGUGGAGGCGGAGGUGAGCGGUGGGACUGCUGCGGAGGAGAGCUGCCCACUGCCGCCGGUCCAAACUGCAGCGGAGGUGGAGAGGAAACGGGAGCGGUGUGGGGCUGAGGUCGGGGCUGCCGGGGAAAACGCCGCCAAGAACGGGAAGGAAAGGACGGGGAGUUUAAUCAGAGCGCCUCAAAGCAAAGAAAGCAGGCCAGCAACAACCAAAGGAGCCGGCGCAGCUGCCGCGUCGGACGCCCCUUCGUCCAUCAAGGAGCCUUCCUCUGCCGCUAAAGUAGUUCUGAAGGCGGUGGUGUCUGUUCCCGACAUACUGAAGCCGAGGGUUGCGGUGCAGAGAAGCAAACCUGCCCUGUGCAAAGGAGAGGAGCGGGCGGCUCCGUCCAAAGCCAGGCCCCAGGGAGCAGCAGCGGGGCAGAGGAAGGCAGCAUUGAAAGAGGAGGCUCAGCCCAGCAGCUCUGGGAAGGCUGGCGGUGGGAGGAACGCGUCCCAGCAACAGAAGGACUCGCAGGGGGAGCCCAGGGCUGCUUCAAAGCAAUGGCAGGACGGGGAGAGCAGAUGGUCCGGCACGAAGAAAGACGGCAGCAGCACUAAGGUUUCCACUGGAGGCACUACGAGGGCGUCCAAAAGCAGCAGCAGCGGCAGCACGAAGCAGAAGGAGGAAGAAGAGCUGUUUCCAUUCAACCUGGACGAGUUUGUCACCGUGGACGAGGUGAUGGAGGAGAGCGAAUCCCCCGUGAAACCGCAGCGCGGGCAGCCCAAGGGGAAGAGGAAGGAGUGCUGCAGGUGCGGCUCGGAGCCCGGCUCCAAGAGGAGGAAGGAGAGGAGCCCUCCGCAGCGCCUCGCCGACAGCCAGCUGUCCUUCGUCAUGUUGGACGAGAUCGGCGAGGAGGAGGAGGGGGAGGAGGAGGGGGAGGCGGGCGCUCGGCUGGGCAUGCUGGUGGUGGACGAGGUGGUGGAGGAGGAGGAGCCGACGGCCGAGGUGGGCAAAGAGCCGCCCGAGGGGGGGCGGCGGCGGCGGCGGCGCUUUGCGAGGGCGGACUUCGAAGCCGGAGCCUUUGGUGACGGUGGAUGAGAUCGGGGAGGUGGAGGAGCUGCCGCUCAAUGAGCCCACCGAGCUGAGCGCCGAGGAGGGGCCGAAGCAGAAGGAGGAGGAGGAGGAGGAGGAGGGCGGCGCCGAGGAGCCGUGCCCGGUGCCCGACGAUCCCAGCGCUUUGGUGACGGUGGAUGAG
Gallus gallus (chicken) is the source of this 9010-nucleotide messenger RNA. RefSeq names its product zinc finger protein 638 (gene ZNF638). Gene Ontology annotation, biological process: regulation of RNA splicing; RNA splicing. The record is from RefSeq and is a predicted model, not a curated record. NCBI's taxonomy places the organism in Eukaryota, Metazoa, Chordata, Aves, Galliformes, Phasianidae. Gene Ontology annotation, molecular function: mRNA binding. Gene Ontology annotation, cellular component: nucleus.